UUUGGCUCGAGUUUGUACCCGCUUAGUUCUGAUUUUGCUGUUUUGACCUUCUCAUGGCGUGCCUCUGGAUCGGUGGUUCAUCCAGCCUCGCUAGGACAUACUUCGAAGAGUUGAAGCCUCCGCGUCACGCCUUCAUCGUCGCUGGGCCGGACCAGCUUCCCCCGGAACACCCUGCUGCUGUUUACCCUUUCGCCGAGUGCGAUUUGAGCUCAUAUUCGAGUGUGGCCACUCUUUUCUCGAGGCUGGCCGUUAUGAAGCUGACAAAUAUCCACAGCGUUGUCAUCGGAGUUCGCUUGUCACUGCUGUCAAUGGGCCACGAGAGACUUGGCGUGCAUUUCGACAAGUUGGUCUCAGAGGCCGCCAGAGCUGGGGUCCAGUAUAUCCUCCACAUAUCCUCGGUAGCGGUCGCAGACCAUCUCCAAGCCCAGCACCUCGUUCGCGAGGACGUGCUGUUCUCGUCGCUUGACACUUACCACGGGGACUACGACCGAUUCAAGCGCCGAUCGGAGGAGGUGAUUGCGGAGGCUUGCGACGGCGCAGGCCUACGUCACACCCAUCUUCGCUUGAGCGCCAUUUUUAGCAACGGACCCGAGUGCAUCCAAUGUGGCGCCAUGGCUUGGCAAAAAUACGUCGGUUGUUUCAAUCCACACGGUUUGGAUUGCAAUUCCGCUUUGAACGUGGCGCAUGCCAUCUCGUUGCUUCUUGAGGUGGAAGACGCCGAUAGUGACAGAAAUCGCGCUAAUAUAUACUACUACACCCGGCCCUCCGUAAAGCCACUCCCGUAUGGAAGCUACGUGGUUGACUAUAGAAUGGCCCACGGCGUUGCUGGCGCGUGGCUGCCGUUUUCUGUGCUAGCGUUGCUCAUUCGACUGUACCAUGUGUGCGUGAGUGUCUUACCAUUCUGGGAUAUCUUUUCCUUUCUGCAUGCGGUGGACUACCUAUUGCAGGUUUCUUCGCGAGAACACACAUUUGACAAUUCGUUGUUCAGAACACACUUCCCAGAAAUCAAGGAACGUGAAGAAACUAUCCUACAGGCAUUCCGGCGCAUUGCUCUGCGGAGUCGUAAGAUCGAGUGAGAGGUUGCAGCAUACAGCGCAUCGUAAUGACAUCAAUUCCAGAGUAGCAGAAUUCGCAAGUCGAUCAUUCCCGCGCAGCAUGUAGACAGAGCUUGCUGCAGAGUGCUUCGGAGCUUUCUUACACCCGAAUCCAGAGCGUAAACACAGAGGCCACCAAGUCCUCUUUCUCUCGUCGUCCGCUCUUCCUGGCUCUUCCUCCUUGUUUCAACCUCGCUUCCUCUUCUUUCCUCUCUUACUCUUCCAUCCCCUCCUCACUGAUGCUGUCUCCAUUCUAUUAUACUUACCUGAUCAGUAGGUGCUGCUGCGGCUGUCGCAGAUAGUUGUUGUUUCCUGUUGUUGUUUUUACUUCCAGUGGGUAGCGUAGCGUAUCAAGUUGAACUGCUUUGUAGAGGUCCAGUACCACCCAAAUAAGGC
Messenger RNA from Prorocentrum cordatum, 1490 nucleotides. The record is from the annotation of a GenBank genome assembly. Lineage: Eukaryota; Dinophyceae; Prorocentrales; Prorocentraceae.